Cylas formicarius (sweet potato weevil) is the source of this 4210-nucleotide messenger RNA. Its product is annotated as tyrosine-protein kinase transmembrane receptor Ror-like. The transcript has 19 exons. Gene Ontology annotation, molecular function: protein binding; ATP binding; transmembrane receptor protein tyrosine kinase activity. The record is from RefSeq and is a predicted model, not a curated record. Gene Ontology annotation, biological process: protein phosphorylation; multicellular organism development; positive regulation of kinase activity. Gene Ontology annotation, cellular component: signaling receptor complex. Bases 484 to 3420 code for a protein of 978 amino acids. NCBI's taxonomy places the organism in Eukaryota, Metazoa, Arthropoda, Insecta, Coleoptera, Brentidae.
AGUCACAUUUCCGUCAACGGCGUAUUCGAUGGUUGCGAUCGUUUGGCAGGGUUUUGUGAAGACGGAGCCGCAUCCGACCGAACUUUCACGCUCAAACCGACAAUUAUUGAAUUAAAGCCGCUUUAUCCACGUGGUGAAGUUGCCCGAAACAAGUGAUGGUGUCGUCAUAGCAACGUCGGGUUGGAUUUUUCCCGACGAUGCACCGCUAUCUUGUACUUUCGGCCCGAUAAACAACAGCGUCGCCGGCGAUUUUGACGCUGUUCGCGUUGGCAAUUGAUAUCGUCCAACCAUGAUUUAAUUAGGUUCCUUUUUUUACCGUUAACGAGUGGUUAAUUCGCGUGAGAACGGAUCAAAACAUGUCGCACGCUGGUCCGAAACGUCCGUGUUUCCGUGGGAGAUUGCGGUGGUGUCUGUGAUUCCGUUUUGUUUAUUGCAGAGAGCGCGUGACCGGAUAAAAUGCAAUAAAAAAAGAAAAACGCGAAAAUGAAUAGGACUCUUUGUAUCUUGGCUGUGAGUGCGAUCUUAUAUGCAUUUGUUUACGCUAACCUAGAUGAAGAUGAAGACUACGGCGACGGGGAAGAAUACGAAGACGAAGAUUUUUCCAACUUGAACUCCACUUCAAACGGAACGUUGGUUAUCGUCAAGGGUCUGACAAACAUCACCCGAGACCCCGGAAAGACCGCCAAGAUCGUUUGCGAAGUACAAAAUUUAGAUUUAAACAGCACGAACAAAGUUACAUUUAUAUGGAGGAUAAACGAAGUGCCUGUGACGACCGAAAGCAAUCGGAUUAAGGUUAAGAAUUUCAAGGAAAAAGACGGCAGAUGGAGGUCGGUCUUGCGAAUCUCGAAGUUGGAAUUCUUCGAUCAGGGUUUCAUCGAGUGCGUGGCCAGUAACGGGGUGGACCGGAUCAAAUCGAGCUGCGCACUGCUGGUCAACCCCGAGUCGUACAAGUGGGCUGCUACUUCGGCUAUUAAUUCCCUCAAAGGCGGCAGUGCCGAUCCGGUGAGUUUCGAUGACAUUACGACCUUUCUGCCCAAUUCGAUAUCGAAACUCGGCGAAAAAGAUUACCAACAGCCCGAGAUGGCGGACAAAUCUAAAACGUUUUCGGCACCGAUCCAAUUUGACCUGGACAGUACCGGCAAACUGACUGACGAAAACAUCGAAAAGACGAUCCCUUACAACGCCACCGAGCCCUUUUGUCAAGUCUACCAGGGCGGAGUCUGCAACGAUUGGCUGGCCGGAAAAUACGUUUUCGUACAGCCCCCGUAUACUCAGGGCGAGAUCGAGAACAAGCUGUUCAGCUCGCUUGCGGUGAUAUCCAGGUCCAACGACAUCUCCCAGAGCUGCAGCAAAUUCGCACAGCCGAGCAUUUGUUUUUCCGCCUUCCCGCUGUGCCUGGACUCGAAACAGAUCAACGAAUACCAGCGGUCUCACGCGAAAGAUUUCAAACUGAUCACCAACGCCGCCAAGAAGAAGUUCAAAGACAUCCGGAAAAAGCUGACCAACUCGCUCGGCAGGAUUUGCAGGGACGAGUGCAUGCUGCUCGAGACGGAACUGUGCAGCAAAGAGUAUUCGAUAGCCAAACGGCACCCGGUAAUCGGUCAAAUAAUGGAAUUGGAGGUGUGUGAAAAUCUUCCAGUCGAAUUGGAUCCGAGUUCUGCCCACUGCGUGUCGGUCGGAGUGGGGGACUUCAAGGGCAACAAGGACGAACAGUGCUACUGGGAUACCGGUAAAUUAUACAGGGGCGUUCAAAACACGACGAUGUUCGGCGAGGACUGCUUGAAGUGGUCGCACCAGUUUCAUUUGCCCAUUUCCGACUAUCCCGAAUUGGCGGGACACAAUUACUGCAGGAAUCCGGGAGACACGGAAUCCGAGCCAUUCUGCUAUGUGAAACACAACAGGAAGGAGCUUUGCGGCAUCCAAAAAUGCGUGUACGUAUUCGGUACGUACGUGAUAGCGAUCCUGCUGGCGAUAUCUCUAUUUGCCGGCCUCGUUUUCGUCUAUUGUUACUGCAAAAGGAGGAACAAGGUGGCUAGAAAUCUGCAAAACAAGGACCUGCCCCAAGUGAACAAAAACAUCUACGGCAGUCCCGGUCCCUCCAGUCCGAUCGAACUUAACAGCCUUCUGCCUCAGAACAAUUUGCCUACCGGCCAUAGGAACCACAACUCCAAUAAGAUAGACUACCAGAAUUUACCCCAGUACACCUACAAGGAGGUUCGGUUCAUUAAAGAAUUGGGCGAAGGCGCUUUCGGUAAAGUUUAUCAGGGCGAAUUAAAAACCAAAAUGGGGAAGGUGUUCGUGGCAGUGAAGUCUCUGAAGGAGAACGCGUCUGAGAAGACCCAGGCGGAUUUCCAGCGAGAAAUCGAGCUGAUUUCGUUGCUGAAACACCCGAACAUCAUUUGCCUUUUGGGCGUGGUGAUGCGGUCCGAGCCCAAGAUGGAGCCCAGCUGCAUGUUAUUCGAGUACAUGUCGGAGGGUGACCUUCACGAGUUUCUAAUCGCGAACUCGCCGGAAAACGCCAAGUGUUUGAGCCACGAUCAGUUCCUCGAUAUCGCCAUUCAAAUCGCUCAAGGAAUGGAGUACCUCUCCGGUAACCAUUACGUACACAGGGACUUGGCCGCGCGGAACUGCUUGGUCUCCAAAGACUUGGAGGUGAAAAUCAGCGACUUCGGGUUGAGCAGGGAUAUGUACUCGUGCGACUACUAUAGGGUUCAAUCUAAGUCUCUCCUGCCGGUCCGUUGGAUGCCCCCCGAAUCGAUCCUCUACGGGAAAUUCACGACCGAGUCCGACGUGUGGAGUUAUGGCGUUGUUCUAUGGGAAAUCUACAGCUAUGGGUUGCAGCCGUAUUACGGAUACAACAAUCAGGAAGUUAUCAGCAUGAUCAGGUCGAGGAAGUUGCUGCCGUGUCCCGAUUCGGCGCCCAGCUAUUGCUACGCCCUCAUGGUCGAGUGCUGGGCGGAACAGGCCAAUCGGCGUCCGAAUUUUGCCGAAAUCACCGAGCGGCUGAAAGUUUGGAAACAAAGCGGCUGCACCAAUGGGGCGUAUUUCAAAUCGUUACCGCCCUCGUGUCAACCAACGCCGCACAGACGCUGCGCUAACGGUUCCAAAUCUAGCCACACCUCCGAUUCGCAGACCUUAUGUGUGGCCAACGAUAAUCCGCUGUCGUCGUUGACGUGGGAACGCGAGCAUCCCAGUAAGCCUUCAUCGAGCCGUCACGACAGCCAGAGCAGUCUCACGUCGCGGUGCUCCAGCCUGGGCAACACCAACACCACCCAGAGUACCAACAUCAGUUUGGAGGGGCGCAGGGACAAGCGGCCAAGCAGGCGCAACGUCGACUCGUUAGAGAGGCCCCUCCCCAAACACACCGUAGUCAAUAGUAGCACGAGCGGGGACAAUUUCGAGACCAAAAUCAGAGAUUGAGCGUCGGAUUUUAUUUUGAGUUUUUUUUAUGUUUUAUUUAACCUUGUUUUCCUUCCCCAUUGGUUCCUAUAGCCCCGUUAUUCCAUCAAAUACUUAAUUUUGUUCUUUUGCAUACAGGUUGUUUCUUUUUUAAAGCGGAACUGAGUCGCUUAUAUGCAAGAGAGACCAGAUAAGUUAUUUAGAAAAUGUGUAUUAUUCUGAUUUUGGAUAUAAUGGCUUGCUGUCUUCUGUUCCUAUUUUGUUGUGCUGGCCUGGUACAGUUGGUUGUUAUAAUUUGUAGCCAUUUAUCUGUCCCUCACUCAUUUUUUUUAUGAACUCUUCCUGUGGCUUAUUUUAUUUUUCUCCCAUUUGCCGUUUCGUCGGUCGGUUGUCAUAAUUAUUUUUGUUUUCGUCCCUGUGCUUUUGAAAAUUUUAUUUUUUCUUUCCCGCGCCCCCAUUUAAAAAGGUUUUUAAAACUUUCUGUAAAUAUUCAUUGGUUGUUUGCUUAACAUUUAAGGUAAAUAAGUCACAUCUAUGCCAAAUUAUCAAUGUUAAUAUCAUUAUUGUAGAUUUAAGAUUGCUAUAGCGAUAAUAAUAUAGUUUUUUAUCCGUGUAAAAGAACAAAACGAAUUUUUUAUGUAACAUCACGUGUGAAAAGUUAAGUAUCAGUGGCGGUGAAGUUAAUUUUAAUACAGAGCGAUAAAAAUUCUUAGAUUAGUCGUCAUUUGGCAGCUACAGUUUACCCUCCUAGUUAUUUAUUUUUUCGAAGCCGUUUAAAACUUUUUUUUAUUUUCACAAAAGUAUCUGUGCG